AUGAAGGCUACUGUGAAGUACACAUUAUUAACAAUUUUAGGUGUGGAAAUGAUUAUAGGGUGUUUAGGAAAUGGAUUCAUAGCUGUGGUGAACAUCAUGGAAUGGGCCAAGAGAAGAAAGUUCUCCCUAGUGGAUUGGAUACUAACUGCUCUGGCCAUCUCCAGACUUGCUUUUGUGUGGUCACUACUCAUAAUUUUAUUGAUAUCUGAGUUUUACCCAACAUUGAUGAUAACAAGAAAAAUGUUGAUAAUAAUUAAUAAUUCCUGGACAGUGACCAAUCAUUUCAGCAUCUGGCUUUCUACAUGUCUCAGCAUCUUUUAUUUUCUCAAGAUAGCUAAUUUUUCAAAUUCUAUUUUUCUUUCCCUAAGGUGGAGGGUAAAAACUGUGGUUUCAGUAACUCUAAUGGUGUCUCUUCUCCUCUUGUUUGUAAAUGUUAUAGUCAUAAACACAUGUAUUGUUAUCUCGGUUGAUGAAUAUAAAGUGAAUAUGUCCCACAGUUCUCAUUCAAAUAACAGUCUACAAAUUUUUAGGAUUUUUUUAUUUCCCAACACUAUGUUCACGUUAAUACCCUUCAUUGUGACUCUGACAGUUUUUCUCCUGCUCAUCUUCUCCCUGUGGAGCCAUCUGAAGAAAAUGCAACACAAUGAGAAAGACUCCAGAGACCCGAGCACCACAGCCCACAUUAAGGCCCUGCAGAUGGUGGUCAUCUUUCUCUUACUAUACACUGUUUUCUUUCUGGCACUUGUCAUGCAGUCUUGGAAUGCUAUGAUUCAGUGGAAAACUGUGUUCACUUUUGUUUUUGAGGCUGUAGCACUUGCUUUUCCUUCAGGUCAUUCAUGUGUCUUAAUUAUGGGAAAUUCUAAGCUUAGGCAGGCUUUUCUGUCCAUAGUGUGGUGGCUGAGGUCCAGUUUUAAUGCUGCAGAACUCCCAGGUCCUUAG
Molecule: messenger RNA, 939 nt
Organism: Grammomys surdaster
Lineage: Eukaryota; Metazoa; Chordata; Mammalia; Rodentia; Muridae
Product: taste receptor type 2 member 140-like
Exons: 1
Coding region: 1-939 (312 amino acids)
Biological process (GO): detection of chemical stimulus involved in sensory perception of bitter taste; sensory perception of taste; G protein-coupled receptor signaling pathway
Cellular component (GO): membrane
Molecular function (GO): G protein-coupled receptor activity; bitter taste receptor activity
Source: RefSeq, a predicted model, not a curated record